This is a messenger RNA of Racocetra persica, 168 nucleotides long. Lineage: Eukaryota; Fungi; Glomeromycota; Glomeromycetes; Diversisporales; Gigasporaceae. The record is from the annotation of a GenBank genome assembly.
AUGAACAAAGUAAGACCAAACAAAAUAAGAACUAACAAAGCAAAACUUAAUGAAGUUAGACUGACAAAGCAAGACCCAACAAAAAAAGAAGAAGAAAGUCUCAAUGAAGCCAAACUCGACGAAGCAGGAUCCAAUAAAGUAAAGCCUGAAGAAGACCCAGUGAAAUAA